AUGCUGCCCAAGCGACCCCGAUUGCAUCCUAUUGGGAAGCAGGAUAAGGACAGGCAGCAGAAGGAGCAAGGGGAUGUUAGGAUUGAUAGCGAUGGCGAGAGCUUGAAUGAUCACAGCAUGGAUGAAGCACAGGACGGGUUUGGCCUGACCAAAAAGAGUGGGUAUGAAAUCAAGCAGGGGUUGAAACACCAAGAUCAAGCUGAGGAUGACAACAGCCAGUAUGAUGCUGGUGACAACGACCACGACCACGACCACGACAAUGGCCACGACCGCGAGAACGAGAACGAGAACGAGGACGAGGACGAGGACGAGGACGAGAACGAGAACGAGAACGGGAACGAGAACGAGAACGAGAACGAGAACGAGAACGAGAACGAGAACGAGAACGACAAUGACCAGGGCAACGGCGUUGAUCCUCAGGGCAACGUCAAUGCUAUCCAAGCGCCACCCCAGCGCAUCAAGUCCAUAAGACCUUAUGAGAAUCAUAGCGAUGCAUAUUGUUUGUUCAAAGCAGUUCUUAGGCACGACAGACCAAUCAGCGAUCUGGUGAGCUUCAAUCGGAUCCCAACAAAGGAGGUUCUUGCACCAGUCGAUCCCGCGGAGGAAGUCAUCAUUCUUUGCAUCGUGAAGAGCAUCUUGGCCGACACCCUUGACCUAUCGGCCUUCUCUCUGACGCGUGCCAGCAACAUCUUUGUUUUACUCAACAAGUUUCCCCUCAACACACGCCGGCGUGCCGCACAACUUUGCACGACACCCGUUGAACAGCUCAAGAGCAUACUCCAACUGGUUGUUCGAACUUGGCAUGAGAUCCGACAGAACCCACAACGGACCCGCCCACGGACACUCAUGCGAGCCGUGUUGAGCUUCAUCACAGACAUCAUCGACGUCAUGCCCUUUCCAGCAGAUCUUUCCGAGCUUGAGCCUUUGUUCGACCUGUUGGUGCCGAUCUUGGAAGCUCGGAGGCAUGACAUUGUCGCACGGGGCAUUGACGCCCUUCAAAACAACAUGUUGAACGUUGGCCAACGGAUUUUGUUUGCUUUGGCGCAUGCCUCGGCGCGCUUGCGCAACCACAUUGCAGUGCUCGGCCCCGUUUUGAAAGCGCAGGGUCGACGAGAAGGCACGGGCAAACCCCUCCUAAAGGCGGUCACUUGCGUGGUCUUUUCCACCAUCUCCAUCAAGCUUAACUGUGAGCAAUGCCUCGCACAGUUUAGCACACCAAGCAUGGCCUUCUUCAAUGCCCGAGCUUUGCAGAAGCGGCGCCCAGAGUCCGUGCCCCACAACACGGCUGAGCAAGAUCUAGACGAGGCCCAGGUUAGCAGAUUACUUGUCAGCCUUGCUGCUCAGUCGUGUGUCUGUGUAACAACGAAUUGUGCCUUGCAGGUCUUGCAGCUCUACAAUCUUGGCCCCGCGUCAACGUCGUCGACAUCCCAUAGGUUGCAACUGGCACAAGUGCACGAGCCAUCUUAUUCGACGGUCACGGUGAAGCAGGAGUGUCCGGAGCCAGCUGAAAGCACGUCUGCGUCUGUGGCUGAGUCAAGAACCGUCUCGGCCUCUCCAGGGCAGGGUUCAUCAACCACCAAUUACUCUGCAGCCGACGCUGUACAGGCCCUUGCCGGCGUUGACACGUUGGCAGAAUUUGUUCCAAUCCUGACACGGGUGCAGGGGGGGCGCCACAUUGAUGAUUUGCUGUCAAGCCGACUCAAGGAGCUCAUGAGCGUCAAUCUCAAUCUGCAGCUGAAGCAAAGCCAUUUUCCUUUGGUGGAACAAGCCUUCUGGCGCACCUGGUUCCGGAUUUCAAGUAGGAAUGAACGCAACACGUUUCUGGGGUUUCUGGAAGACUUGACUCAGAUUUGCAAGCGACACGCUCAGGGAUUUGAUGUGCGCUACCGCAAUUUCAUCGAGGAGAACGAGGCUCAGUUUCAGCGCAGCGUCCUCACCGUUCUGCAAGAAGAGGCCGGGACUCCGCAUGGCAACUUGUCUGCUAUUAAAUGCGCUUUGCGCUUUUUCGAUGAGUUCCAGCGGUUGGGCUCCGUUUCUGAAGACAUCUUGGAGCAGGCUGGCACCGCCUUGCUCACGUCUCCCCAGCGAAAUCACAGAGCACUUACCAAGUUUGUGCUGCUCAUUAUGCAUUCAAACGCCAACGUACGGCGACGCCUCAUCGACAAUUUUCUCACGCCGGACAAGCGGGCAUGGCGUGCCUUUCGCAACGUCAAUACGUCCUGCUCCAGCUGUUACUCUUUGCUGUUGGAUCAUUUGGUCACCGCCGAGUUGACGGAUGACGACCUCAACGAUUUUGUCGAUCGCCACGUGGAUCUUGUGGACGAUAAUGGGCAUGCUUCGGACAUUAUCGUCCUCUCAGAUGAGAUGGCGCAUUCGUCCGAUUGGCAGGCUUCAACCCCCCCCGAGGACGAUGAUGACGCAUCAACCCCGACCGGGGCCGCAGUCGAUUUGGCUGCGGUCGACAAUGAUACUGCCAGCAAUGCAAGUUUGGCCGAGGCAGAGCCAAUUUUGAACGGGAGCAUCGCACACGAAGGCCAUGCGCUGCAUGCAUCCGACGUGCCUGACGCUUCCCCGCCAACCGGGACGGCCUUGGAACAGCAAGCGGCCGGCGAGCAGCCGGCCUCUGAUCUGCGCGCAAGUCCAUCGGCACAGGGAGAUAUGCCGUCGCAAUCUUGGCUGACUGGUCAGCCCGUUUGUGACGACGAGCUGGAACAGGCCCUGUUUGAAACCAUGGACACGCUUCUGGAUCGCCUGAAGGAGUUGUUAAAACCAACGCGCGUGUACACGAGCCACAUCAGUGAACAUCCAUUGCGCGGCUAUACGACACGCUGCCUGGACUUUGAAGCUCCCUCCUGCCAUCAAGCCUGUCCACCGGAGUCCUGGCUGCAACUUCGACUCUGUGCUGCAGGUCAGCUGGUGGCCUGGGAGGGUAGCAGUACCACACAACCCCGCAUGUCGGCACUGGACCGUGAGCUAAAGCGGUUGAAACUCCUGACUGUUCCUCGCGAAGAGAUGCCAGCCAUGCACGCAAACGAGCGCGUACUCUACCGCUGGCAGCUUCCGGCGACGACCACUGCAUUCUUGCCCCAUGUGCGUUCCGGGCACUGUCGAGCCACGGUCACGCUCGAGAAUGUGGCUACGGCUAGCACCGCAUCACCCACAUUGCGCCUCGAAGUUGUUGUCAUGGCCCAGACCUGACGACCCGAGCAACAAUGCACGCCCGACAAGGCAUACUCACUCACGAUCGCUCAUUGUUUGAGCACGUGGUGAGGAACCUUAGACGGAACACGUUACCAAGGGCUGUACUAUAGGAAAACGGGAGAAAAGGCAGGAAAGAAUGAGGGAAGAGAUAUGAACCGAAACAGGCGCGAAAAGAAGCCGAGCUUUUCAAAAACGCGCACGGAAUUGCAAACACGACAUGGCCGGCGAGGAACCAGCACGUUUGGAUCCCACAACGCAUGCCACGUGGAGCAACACGCUUGUCUCUUGAAGAUAUCCCCCCAACCUUUUGAGGGCGCCGUCAACCCAAGUAUCACGAACAACAUGCAAAAAAUAAUAAUUAAAAUCUAAAAAAAAA
Molecule: messenger RNA, 3577 nt
Organism: Monosiga brevicollis MX1
Lineage: Eukaryota; Choanoflagellata; Craspedida; Salpingoecidae
Exons: 3
Coding region: 1-3198 (1065 amino acids)
Source: RefSeq, a predicted model, not a curated record